ACACCUGCAUCAUCACCUCCAACAACGACACCAUUCCCAUCAUCACCCCAACUGUACACCACAUCACCACAAACAUCUACAACAUCACCUCCAACAACGACACCCUUCCCACCAACACCCCAACCACAAAUCACAUCACCCCAACCAUCUGCAUCAUCACCUCCAACAACGACACCCUUCCCAUCAACACCCCAACUCUACACCACAUCACCCCAACCAUCUGCAUCAUCACCUCCAACAACGACACCCUUCCCAUCAACACCCCAACCACAAAUCACAUCACCCCAACCAUCUGCAUCAUCACCUCCAACAACGACACCCUUCCCAUCAACACCCCAACUCUACACCACAUCACCACAAACAUCUAUAUCACCACAAACAUCUACAACAUCUCCUCCAACAACGACACCCUUCUCAUCAACACCCCAACUCUACACCACAUCACCCCAACGAUCUGCAUCAUCACCUCCAACAACAACACCCUUCCCACCAACACCCCAACCACACACCACAUCACCACAAACAUCUACAACAUCACCUCCAACAACGACACCCUUCUCAUCAACACCCCAACCACAAAUCACAUCACCACAAACAUCUACAUCGUCACCUCCAACAACGACACCCUUCCCACCAACACCCCAACCACACACCUCAUUACCACAAACAUCUACAUCAUCACCUUCAACAACGACACCCUUCCCAUCAACACCCCAACUCUACACCACAUCACCCCAACCAUCUGCAUCAUCACCUCCAACAACGACACCCUUCCCACCAACACCCCAACCACAAAUCACAUCACCCCAACCAUCUGCAUCAUCACCUCCAACAACAACACCCUUCCCACGAACACCCCAACCACAAAUCACAUCACCCCAACCAUCUGCAUCAUCACCUCCAACAACAACACCCUUCCCACCAACACCCCAACCACAAAUCACAUCACCCCAACCAUCGACAUCAUCACCUCCAACAACGCCACCCUUCCCACCAACACCCCAACCACAAAUCACAUCACCACGAACGUCACCAUCAUACCCCCUUGUGAACACGACCCGGCCAUCGACAGCCCCGCUACCACGGACAGUCGCUGCGACCACGACAGCGGUUGUCCGCACGACCAGAGCCGCCGCCGUCACCGCAGCAUCGACAACCGGAGCUGGAGCCAACGAAACAACAACAACAUCAACAACAACAACAGUAACAACAACAACAACAACAGCAACAACAACAACAACAGCAACAACAACACCAACAACAACAGCAACAUCAACAACAACAGCAACAACAACACCAACAACAACAGCAACAACAACUACAACAACAACAACAGCAACAACAACAGCAACAGCAACAACAACAUCAACAACAACAACAACGCGACUAUCGACAACAAGAUCUGGACCACCCGCGACAGCUGGACUUACGGCAACAGCUUCGGCGCAAGUGAGGAAGUUCUACGUCCAAAUGCGCUUCGAGGCCGACGGGAAUGUCUCCCUGGCGGACGCCAAGACGCAGAUCGAACUCAUGCUGAGGAGGCUUCAAGUCUCCCUGAGCGUCACUCUGCCCGGAGCGCUGCUCACGCGCGCCAACGUCACAGUCGUCUUGUGAAGGAGGCGUGGCCUCGUGCACACGUGUGUGUGUGUGUGUGUACACGUGUGUGUGUGUGUACACGUGUG
Petromyzon marinus (sea lamprey) is the source of this 1682-nucleotide messenger RNA. NCBI's taxonomy places the organism in Eukaryota, Metazoa, Chordata, Hyperoartia, Petromyzontiformes, Petromyzontidae. The record is from RefSeq and is a predicted model, not a curated record.